Pyrenophora tritici-repentis Pt-1C-BFP is the source of this 840-nucleotide messenger RNA. Its product is annotated as Med27 domain containing protein. Lineage: Eukaryota; Fungi; Ascomycota; Dothideomycetes; Pleosporales; Pleosporaceae. Gene Ontology annotation, cellular component: mediator complex. The record is from RefSeq and is a predicted model, not a curated record.
AUGACGGUCGCUAACCAAGCAGCACAGCCCGGCGCAGGCUGGGACGAAGCUCAAUGUACAGCAGCGCUCGCAUUAUUGGAACAGCGCCAGGCUCAAAUCAACGACCUACGCCUGGCGAUACCACAAAUAAUCGAACCCCUUCAUCGUCGCCCAAGUCCCAUGACGUGGAAACUCUACAGCCAGGGCUUGGAAACCUCUAGCAAAGGCCUCGCAGCCUUCAAGGAACAAUGGAGUGAAACUGAGAUGCAGAAUAUUCUUAAUCACGCCAAGGAGAGCUUCAAGGGGAACCCCGACUUGACAGAGAGUGUCUCUGUACCUUCUCACGGGUGGGUGGAAAGAGAGCGAAAGGCAAAGAAGUCGACAAAGACCAAGAGUGAGCAUGUAGAGGACGCAGGCGCGAUUCUCACGGACGAGGAAAUUUCGCGUAUCGUCAUCGAGUUCCGCAAGUCUCACCCAAAUCUCAAGUUGGAGACAACCGACGACAAUACCAGCAUAUCUACACGCUUCGUUUCUGGGCCGGUCACGCUAAGGUUUCACGUUGGCAUCGAGCGCGAGGCAAACGGUCGACACAAACUGAAUGCAGAGUGUUUGGGGACAACGGAGCCCUUUUUGGCUAUCACGCGAUGUCUUGGGUUACGCCCACACGCAAACGACCUCAAGCAUAUAUUGGAUAUGAUUGCUGCGUAUAAAACUAUCAAAGGAACAUCGUGCGCUAAAUGCGGAAAAUUACUCGAUGAUGCAGCUCUGGUACCAACUGCAAGACGCAGCAAGCAAGUCGCUGCUGCAAAUGAAACGCAAGAAACCAUAUGGGAGGCACUCCAUGAGAGUUGCCUGACCUAA